UACGAUAUGUAUACAUACAUACUGUGAAGUGUAAAAUAAUAUAACCGUUCUGGUUCUAAUUUUAAUAGAUGUAAUGUAACAAAAGCGUUUUGUUAAAAUAAAUAUUAUUAAUGCAUUCCUAGAACGUGAUAAUGAAUAAAUGCACACCCUUUAUCAGACAAUGCUUCGUGACAGCAGCGGUGUGCAGCAACUGCAUCGGCCAGGGCUGCUUGAUUGGUUUCCCCGCAGUCUUGCUGCCUCAACUCUUCCAGCCCGAUUCCGGGAUCAUCAUUACCAAGGACCAGGCAUCCUGGAUAGCCGCAGUAAGUUCUAUAUCUAUGGUCUUCGGUAACUUCAUGAUAUCGCCUGUGAUGGAGCACGCCGGGCGCAAGGUGGGGCAGUAUACCGUCAGCCUGGUCAUGCUCUUAGGCUGGCCCAUCAUGGCCUUGGCCAAGAAUAUAGAGGGACUGCUUAUUGGUAAGGUUCUACAAGGUUUAGCAUUUGGUAUGCUAAUGCCGCUGCGCUCCAUUCUUGUCGGCGAGUACACCAGCCCUUGUCACCGCGGCGGUUUCCUCAGCCUCAUCAGCUUCUCUAAAUCAUUCGGCAUCUUAUUUGUCCACCUCGUGGGCUCUGUCACCAGCUAUAAGACCACAGCAGUCAUCUCAAUGGCCUUUCCUCUCGCCAGCCUCUUAAUGAUGUUAUAUUCUCCAGAAUCACCUAGUUGGCUAGCUAUGCAAGGCAAACAUUCCGAAUGUAAAAAGGCUUUCAUAUGGCUUAGGGGAAUGAACGAAAUACCUGAACUAGAAGGCUUAAUACAAGCUAGUAAGAUAUUAUCAGACAAAAAAGUAAAGCAAAAUAGGAUUCACCGAAUUUGUGCAAUUGUAAAGAAAAAAGAGUUAUAUAAGCCUAUUAUCCUCGUGUUUGCGAUGUUUUUUAUGAUGAACUUCGCAGGUGGCACGCUUAUGGGAGCUUAUGCGGUUACCGUUUUAAAUUUAUUGUUGGGGCCAGGUGUUAAUGCUCAUGUAUGGAUGGUGGCUAUGGAUGCAGUAAGAUUGUUCUUCAGUGUUGUUUCUAUUUACGUGACAAACCGAUUUAAAAGAAGGACACUGACGUUCUUUACCGCGGCGAUCUCCGUCGGAAGCAUGUUAGGUUUGGCGGCGUACGUAUUUAUCAAAACUAAAGAUUUACUUCCUUGGGACUCGCUGUGGGUGCCUGGUGUACUUAUUAGCCUGCAAGCCCUCGCUCUAGGCCUGGGUACGGCUCCACUGCCAUCAGUUGUAGCUGGCGAGGUCUUUCCUUUACAGCACAGAGGUCUCGGAGGAAGCGUAAGCCUAAUAUCAGUGUGUGCAUCGAUAUUUCUGGUACUUAAGACUUUUCCAGCUCUACAGUCCUGUGUGGGCUUACAUGGAGUGUAUUUUGUACACUCCGGAAUUAUGUUAAUGUUUCUGGUGGUGAUUUGGUUCACGCUGCCGGAGACAAGUGGUAAGACGCUUCAGGAAAUAGAGGAGCACUUUAGAGGAGAACGAAUCAGUCACCCAGAAACUGACGCGGAAGCCAAAUCAUUCGAAGGCUUGGUGGAGGUUAAAUAAGUAGAUGUUGGCUAGUGCCGCUUAGUUUAUACAACUGUGAUUUGAAUGACAGGAAGGAAGAAUAUUCUUUAAAUAAACAAAAUAAGCAUACGCACA
Leguminivora glycinivorella is the source of this 1664-nucleotide messenger RNA. RefSeq names its product facilitated trehalose transporter Tret1-2 homolog. Gene Ontology annotation, biological process: transmembrane transport. Lineage: Eukaryota; Metazoa; Arthropoda; Insecta; Lepidoptera; Tortricidae. The transcript has 4 exons. Gene Ontology annotation, cellular component: membrane. The record is from RefSeq and is a predicted model, not a curated record. The coding region runs from base 132 to 1568 and encodes 478 amino acids. Gene Ontology annotation, molecular function: transmembrane transporter activity.